AUGGUGGGUUACGACCCUAAGGAGGUAGUCCACCUGUCUCACGUGGAACAUGCGGUUGCUGGAGCUGUAAGUGGAGCUGCAACACGAACCGUCGUUCAACCAUUCGAUGUGUUGAAGAUUCGUUUUCAGCUUCAAGUGGAGCCAGUGCGAGCAGCUGCAGGAUCAAAGUAUCAUGGCAUGCUGCAAGCAAUUAACUGUAUUGUGAGAGAUGAGGGAGUAAAGGCACUGUGGAAGGGCCAUAUUCCAGCUCAAGUAUUAUCUGUUCUUUAUGGAAUAUCACAAUAUGGCACCUUUGAAAUUCUGACCGAAGAAGUUUGGCAUUAUCUUCCUGCAACCUUGACAACAACAUAUCGACCUUUAACCCAUUCUGUGUGUGGAGGACUUAGUGGAUGUAUUUCCACGGUCGUUAUCCAUCCUGUAGAUGUCAUCAGAACUCGUUUUGUAGCGCAGGGAGAACCUAAGAUUUACAGCAGCCUAACUUCGGCCGUGCAGACUAUCAUGAGAGAAGAAGGAGUGCGAGGUUUUUACCGUGGGAUACUGCCUGCAGCGGCUCAGAUUGGCCCUCAGAUGGGAUUUCAGUUUGGGCUCUAUGCAGCCUUCAUUCAGCUUUGGAAUAGUUCUCUUGGGCUCUGGCCAACAACUCCACCUGAAUCUUUGCAGAGCUUGAUAUGUGGUUCUGGAUCCGGCCUUAUUGCCAAACUGCUAGUCUAUCCCCUUGAUGUUGUCAAGAAACGGUUACAGGUCCAGGGUUUUGAAAAAGCUCGCCAGACUUUUGGUGCUGUGAGGAAAUACAGAGGUCUCUUUCACUGCUUUCAAGUUUCAUUACGUGAAGAAGGGAUGGCUUGUUUAUUUAAAGGUCUAGGGCCGAGUUUAAUAAAGGCCUCUUUAGUGGCAGGUGCUAAUUACUGUAUAUAUGAACAGGUGUGUAGAGCUCUCAUUUAUCGCCAUCAGAGGUGA
Messenger RNA from Candidula unifasciata, 957 nucleotides. The record is from the annotation of a GenBank genome assembly. NCBI's taxonomy places the organism in Eukaryota, Metazoa, Mollusca, Gastropoda, Stylommatophora, Geomitridae.